UUAAACGCUUGCCGUUCAGUCAGUUCCCAUCUGGAGCUCUUCAUGUUCAUUUGAACCACUCAGCCCGUGGACAAGGAGAAGAGAGGUUGUCGACAAGGAAUCUGGGAAUUCUGACUGCCAGUCAAACCCAGCGUAGCUUUAUGGCUUCUGAUAAGGUGGGAGUCGAUCUCAAGGGAAGCAUUUCUGGAGGUAAAAAUAUAAAUGUGGAACAACAAAUCUGGUUUGCCAUGGAGGGUGAUGAAAGCGGGAAAAUCCCUCUGGAUUUUCACUUUUGGCCUGGUGUUCCCACAGUGCUGGAAUUUUUUUUUUCAGGAAACAGGGACAGUUUGUGUUAGUAAGUAACAAACAUAAAGUGGUGCGUUUUAGGGUGUUUUAUUUUCAGAAAUAUGAUACAAAAAAGAGGCCGAAGUUGAUGUUGCCUCCUCUGAUCCACUGGGACCUUUGUUCCACUGGACUGCCUGAUUGGUCGCACUGAUUGAUGAUGUCACCCGUGUUUCAGUCCCCGCUGGGGGGGCAUCAAGCGCAGAAGAAGAAAGCAGCUCCAGAUGGAGUUUGCGCGCGCUGGGAUUGGAGCUGCGUCUCUGUCGAGCGCAGCAGAAGGAAACGGCUGCUGCGCGCUGCCUGAAUGAACUCACCCUGCUGUCAAACGCAGCGCAGCAACGCGCCAUGGGGGACGGCGGCGCGUCCUCUCCAGUGACCCCCCACAACGGCACUGGAACCGAGGCGUCCAACGGGCAGGGCACCGUUCCAGCCGCGUCCGAGCAGUGGACAGCAGGCAUGAGUCUGGUGAUGGCUUUGAUUGUGCUGUCCAUUGUUUUUGGGAAUAUCCUGGUGAUCUUGGCCAUAGCCAGGACGCAGAGGCUGCAGACCCUCACCAAUGUGUUCAUCGUAUCGCUGGCCAGUGCAGAUCUCAUCAUGGGCUUACUUGUUGUGCCGUUUGGCGCUGUGCUCGAGGUGCGCGGCUUGUGGCUUUACGGCUCUUUUUUCUGUGAGAUCUGGACCUCUGUGGAUGUCCUCUGCGUCACCGCCAGCAUAGAGACCCUGUGCGUAAUCGCCAUAGACAGGUACGUGGCCAUCACUUCACCUUUCCGCUACCAAAGCUUGUUAACCAAAAGUCGGGCCAAAGCGGUGGUGUGUGUGGUGUGGGCCAUCUCUGCGCUGGUCUCCUUCCUCCCCAUCCUGAUGCACUGGUCCCGCGACAGCAUGGACACGGACUGCUACGAAAACCCCCAAUGCUGCGACUUUGUCACCAACAGGGCAUAUGCCAUCUCCUCCUCCGUUAUCUCCUUCUACAUUCCUCUCGUGGUGAUGAUUUUUGUUUACGCACGCGUGUACAGAGAAGCGAAAAAGCAGCUCAAAAAGAUCGACAAGUGUGAGGGCAGGUUUCACAACACCCUGACAGGGCUGACCUCCAAGUGCAAGAAGAGACCUUCAAAGAUCUUGGCGCUCAGGGAGCAAAAGGCGCUGAAAACUCUGGGAAUCAUCAUGGGGACGUUCACUCUGUGCUGGCUGCCCUUCUUCAUAGUCAACGUUGUGCGCGUAUUUUGCGCAGAGCUUGUGGACAAGAACGUCUUCGUGUUCCUGAACUGGCUGGGUUACGUGAACUCUGCCUUUAACCCAAUUAUUUACUGCCGGAGUCCGGACUUCAGGAAGGCUUUUAAGAGGCUGCUGUGCUGCCCGAGGCAAGCCGAUCGCAGGCUGCACAUCAGCUCCUGCGACCUGACGCGCUGCUCCGGCGGGUUCGUGUCAGCGCUGGAGCCUGGCACGCUGGAGAUGUGGUCCGACUGCGCCGUGUUGGACAGCAGCGACAGCAUCCUGGUGGGGACGAAGCUGCCGCGAUCUGAAUCCCAGCUGUGAGGUGGAUUAAUGCACUCUUAUGGGAAACUCAAAAACAAAACAGAAAUAACUUGAUGAUCCUUCUUUCUCAAAAGCUGUGCGUAAAAGUCAUCCUCCAAAUUAGCUAGAAUUUUUUUAUUGCAAUUUCCCAUCUGAAUCAAUUCACAAUGCCGACGGAUAACGAUUUAUUUUAUAUAAAUCUGCACUUUGACUAAUUAAAACGCAAAUCUUCCUUUCAUGGAGGAAGAACGAACACCUAAGCAGAAAAUGUUUCAUCAUAAAUCCGUGGGAUAACUUUCUUCUCUCCUCUCUGGAGAAGGGGAGAAAAAAAAAUAUUGCUCCACCUUAACGAAGUACAACAGUUCAUCUGUAAAUGGCGGCUGAUGCGCACUUUUCAUGAGCAAAAACCUUUUGUCCAAGUGUUCAAUUCCUCUUACAAUGUGUUUUACCUCACAGCAAAGACAAGUGCAAUUUGUAUGACAUGUUGUUGUUUAUAUUAAACAUGAUGUAAAAUAGCUCUGCAUUUACUCUGUCUUUUUCAGCUGGGAAAUGAAGGACAGGUGAUUGUAUAUAAUGAAGUGUUAAGCACUAAAGGGAGGAAACUGGGCCUCUCUGACUGUCUGUCUCUCUUAUUUUAAAUGCUGUUAUGAGGUGGUGCUUCUGUGAAAAUAAAAGAUGGUUUCAUUCUUAAA
Molecule: messenger RNA, 2528 nt
Organism: Oryzias latipes (Japanese medaka)
Lineage: Eukaryota; Metazoa; Chordata; Actinopteri; Beloniformes; Adrianichthyidae
Gene: adrb1
Product: adrenoceptor beta 1
Biological process (GO): adenylate cyclase-activating adrenergic receptor signaling pathway; norepinephrine-epinephrine-mediated vasodilation involved in regulation of systemic arterial blood pressure; positive regulation of MAPK cascade
Cellular component (GO): plasma membrane
Molecular function (GO): beta1-adrenergic receptor activity
Source: RefSeq, a predicted model, not a curated record